Messenger RNA from Phlebotomus papatasi, 6537 nucleotides. Its product is annotated as hemocytin. The record is from RefSeq and is a predicted model, not a curated record. Bases 831 to 2165 code for a protein of 444 amino acids. The transcript has 4 exons. Lineage: Eukaryota; Metazoa; Arthropoda; Insecta; Diptera; Psychodidae. Gene Ontology annotation, molecular function: protein binding.
AAUAGCUUUUAGUGGCAGAAAGUGGGGGCAACUCACGACACUCGCGAACAUAACCGUCUCGUCGUGUCAGUUGCUCGAAAAUCGUGAUCGGAAACGUACACCAUCUGCGCGAUCGGCUUGACUUAGAAGAGAAAAAAAAAGAUCCCAAGAAGGUGUAAAUUGAGAAGAAAUCCCAUCUGACCUGUUGGAGUGUGUGCAAAAAGCCAAGUUCGCGGCCAUUGUUUGUCCCAGAAUCUAUUGGUUUUCUUUUUUGCCUUGUUAAAUUUUUGGCCAAAAUUGGCGUUGUUGCGAAAGUCACGCAAAAAUCCGUGGUUGUUGACAACAGGAAAAGCACAAUUUGCUGAGAGUGAAUUGUUUAGUGGUUUGCAAGAGUGGUUCUCACACUGCAAUUUACUGGAUGUCAUCCCAGGAUUGAAAAGCCGUAGCUAUCGGGAGACUCUGGCUUUCGCACUAAUUCACCAGAUAAUAGUGCACAAUAUUGCGACUAAUAUUGACCAAAUUAAUAUUUAUGUGUUUUUAAUGAACAAAUUGUGUACUCGUCUCGCCUCAUAAUGCCCUUUUUCCCAAUCAACCGCACUGUCUUUCACGAUCAGUUCCACGCUGUUGCUCCUCGAGCAAAGGCAGCAGUUUAAUUGAAUUCUGUUCUUUGCGCGGGAAAGACCUACCGUCGCGUGCACAGAGUGUCAUCUGUGAAUAUAUAGGAUUUGUGCUAUUGCACUUUUGGUGACCUUUUUCAGUAUAGUUGUACAAACGGUUUCUCACGGUGUUUGAUCUUUUUUUCUUGUUUUUGGGGUGAGAGGUGUGUGAUUGUGGAAAGUAGCGGAAAAGACAUGGAUUUCAACAUUAUUCUCCUGAUUCUUGCACUUGCAGCCGCAGGUUAUGCUUCAACAGAACCAAGCGAGUGCAAGGAGGUCGUGUGUCCCCAGUUAGCCCACAUCGAGUGUCCAGACGAUAGUUAUUCCUCACUCCUCCAGCCGCCGCAUAACAUCUCACCUCCGCCCGCCCCUGAAGUCCAGCACAUCCUGGCCAAGCGAUCACUCGUACAGCAGUACCGCAAGCGCGAGUCCAUCAAAAUUGUGCCAGGACAUAUCAGGCGGCGCAGUAUACCAGAGGCUUAUGAACCGCCGGCCACCGCUGAGUCCAACACCACAGACUCUGACGCACUCUUCCGCCUCUGCUGUCCCCAGAAGGUCUGUCUCUGUAAUUCGCAGUGCCCUGAACCCAUUUGCAUCGGGGACCUUGUGCCCCUAGUCAAGUAUUCUGGAUCUCGACGCCCAGGAAACUGCUGCGCCACUUAUCGGUGUGAUCAGCCGCCUAACUGUACGCACCUGGCAUCGGGAUUCGAGUGGCGGGAGCACUGCAAGAGAUGCAGAUGCGAAGAUGGGCUCAGUGUAUGUCACGAAGAGGAAGAGUGCAGAAUUAGUGCCACGGCUACUUCCGCCGGGAGAUCUCUCAGUUGUUACUCUGGACGCCGUGGGAGACAUUUUCCCGCCGGUGAACAAUGGAAGGAAGAUGAUUGCACACACUGCGAAUGCUCAGCCGAGGGUGAAUCCAUUUGCCAGAUGAGUGUUUGCCGGACACUGAUGUGCUCCAAGCAGGUGAAACCUCCUGGUGAAUGCUGCCCGAGAUGCGAUAUCAGUGACACGAACUUCUGUGAAGGUCAUGAGCUCUGCAGUAUGGUGUGCAAGAACGGCUAUCAGCGGCACAAUAAUUCACAGUGUAACCUCUGUCGGUGCUCUCAGCCCGAAGCCAAUUCCGGCGCAGUGCCUCCCAGUGCAACAAUAGCCACUCCAGAGGAGGACCACACCAUGAAAACCACUGUUAUCAUUAUCAUUGCAUUUUGUGUAGUUGGGGUUUGUGUUGUGGGAGCUUCCUUGUGGUACUACUACUGUAAGCCCGAAAAGAAGAAAUACAAGACAGUGUCCACAGUGGACUCGCGGCAGUCGAGUGAAGGAGCCAAGGGCAAUGGUGUCAUCCAUGGGAUGCCCUUCAAUUGUGAUAUUCUGAGUAUAAAGAUGGAUGUGGAUGGGGACACGAUGAAGAAAAUGCCGAGGGAACAAAAUGGUGCACUCACGAAUAAGCACAAUUGCACCUUCUGCCACCUGCUUGGCCCAUUGUUGCCACUUCGGCUCAGUUCUCUUAAGAAUCUUCAAUACAAAAGUUAACCAUCAGCAAAGUACAUUAAAAAAAAAUUCAUCUUCUCAAACCCAACGAAUUGUUUCUUCUCAAAACGCCACUGAAACUAAAUUCCAAAAUUUUCCAACAUUUUUGCAUUGUGCAAAAAUGUUGAGGAAAGUGAAUGAAAUAUUUAAGGUCUUGAUUAAGCUUUAGAGAUUUAUUUUAGUUAAAACAAAAAAAAAACAAACAAGAAAAAAUACGAAGUGUUAUCUAAAGGCUGCAAUUAGUUAUUUGUGAAGAAAAAAAUCAAUACGAAGGCGAUUAUGUGAAAAUAAGAAAAUCAUACCUUAGAUAUCUAAGUGAAAAAUCCUAUUUGUAAAAGAACCAUUUGAAGAAAAAAAAAAUCUUUAAACUAAGAUAAAAUCAUAAUGCUGUUAUGUGUAGCAUUAAAAUGUGAUUGAGAUGAAUCACAAAUAAAUGUAUUAAAGUUGAUCUUGUAAUAAAAGUUACUGUUAUAAUAAAAUUAUUAUACUUAUAGUGUAAUAUCUUCAUAUGAAAAAUGUUUCAUCUCGUUAGAUUUAUUCUACUGAAAAAAAACUAGAAAGAUAACGAGAUUACAUGGCUUCCAUUUAUAUAAAAAAAAAGAAAUGAAUGAAAAUAAAAGAAAAUAUUUCAUCUGUAAAAGAACAACUAUUUAGAAAAUAAGGAAAAUGUAAUUUAAGAAAACCGAAUGAGAUAAUACAUUUGAAAAUAAUUGUUGUCCGUGAAAUAAAACAAAUUUAUAUCAUACAUCUAAAUGUGAGCAAAAAAAUCCUAAAAUGAAUGAAUUUGAAAUAAAAGAACGUCAAAAGAAACCUAUAGAAAGUCGAAGAUAGAAAAAUGGAACGAAAAAAAGAUUAAAAAGAACAUUUGUUACCCACCGAAAGCAUAAGUGUUAUACAAAAAGAAAAUUAUAAGCAUAAUGUAUUAAGAAAUAAAGAAAUAUUAUUUAAAGAAACAAAAAAAAAUUAAGGAAUCAUCCAAUUGGAUUUCGAAAAUGAAACAAGAGAUGAGAUAAUGGGUUAAUUCUUUACAAAUAGCAAUGGUUUUUCUGAUUUUUCUGUAGAGAUUAAUUUUUGGUUUUUUUCUGAAUUUUCUUUCAGUUACGCAUAAUUGUUAUUGUUUUUGUAAAUUUGUUAUCGAAACCACAGAUCUGAGUGAGCAAAACGACAAAAGAUUUUGCGUACCUCAUAGCAAAAAGUAUCAGAAAUUUCAUUCAAAACUUACAGUGCAAUUCAUCUAAUUUCCAAUCGCACUAUUUGUUAAAUGUCAAAUAUUAUGUCAAAUAAACCUUUCUUUAAAUCAGGCAGGAAGUGUAUUUCACUCGUAUUUGCUACUUUUUAAGAGCUUUACUUUAUUACUUUUACGGAUCUUCAAUAACGGAAUUUUGGAUUGGGAGACGGAAAUGUGGGAGGGAUAAAAUGCCUUGUUUGACAGCUGUCAUCCGGAUAUCGGAAAGCUGUGUAUCUGGGUUUCAACAGGCGAAAAUCGCUCGAAAAGCUAGUUUUAAGGUUUACCGAUCGGCAUUUCGUUCAAGACAUCUUUCAGAGCAUUGUUCUAUAUCGAGUUUUCAUUACGGAUAAACAAAAACAAGAUCCAUUUCUUACACUUUUUGUCGAUCUUCGAUAUAAAUUAGGAAUUUUAUUUAUUUUUUUAAUUAAAAAGACGUUAGUUUAGUGGCAUUCAGUUUGAAAUAAUUAUGAAAAUAAAGAAAAUGCAGCACUGGACGCUUUUCUGACAUCAAACAGAAGAAGAAGAAGGAAAAGAAGAACAAGACAAAAAGUCUAUCUUUUUUCAGCAUUCAAUAGAUUUUUAAUUUGAUACAAAAAAAAGCUAGCUUCAAAGGACCAACAACCUAUACAUUUUUCCCAUUAUUAAAGGGCUGGCUUUUGAUUUCAUGGAACACCAUUAACUUUUACUGUUCUUGAGGUUAUUUUUUACUCUAGACAGAGAAAAUAUGGCUACCACUAUUCGUCUUUCCAAAUGAGACAGAAAGUUGCUCAAUUCGCCAAGCUGUAUGCAUGUCGAGUGAGGUCCGGCCACUGAAAUGAAACUUACAGGAAGAAGAAGAAGAAGGUCACUUCGCUAUAGGCAAACUGAGCGCAAGUUUUAACGAAAACAAGAAGUAUUUUUAUUGUUGAAGCUUGUUUAUCAAACACAAAAUUACUGUAAAAUAUUUGUAAUAUGAAUUUUUUGGUUUCUCAAGAACUAUUUGACAUUUUAGCAAAAUUGAGUGGAAUUCAACCAAUUGUUAUUAUUAUCAGAAAUCGAAAUAAUAUAUUUUUCUACCAAACAAGAUAAGGUACUCUGAAAGAAGAGGUUUGUAAACGAACAACUAAAUUUUGUUGAAAUUUUGUCAAUAGGGUGUUAUUUCCCUAUUUGACAAAACUUUUUUUCACUGAAAAACAGCCUUUUGACUAUUUUUUACACAACUUUUGCAUUUUCGGUAUAGAAGGAUAUAUCUUUCUGACAAAUUUCUUGUGUUUCUGUAACGAGCUUUAGUCAGAUAAAAUUAUCUUCCUUCUAUGGAACGCAUAAUAGCUUUUGUUUCGUAAAGAUGUCUUUGAUAUUCCAAUGAGAGUGAAUUAAACCUAGAGCUAGAUUCAGUCAUCUCGCUCACACAGAUAGACAGUUUUAAAAACGACUUUAUAAAAUAAAAGUUAUUGUGUUUUGAACAUAGCGGUAUACAAACACUUAUUUUUGUGUUGAAAACACAUUUUUGAGAAUAUAACGAAAAAAAUUAAAUCUUACUUUACGGUCUUUAUAUUUAGUAUCAUAUUUAUUUUUUUGAUGACUUAUUGACAGUUUCGUCCGAAUUUUUGACAGAUAAGCAGGAGAAUCAGUAAGACAUAGUUGUUGGCUGUAAAGAUCAGAGUGACUCCGACAUAUCAUAAAAUGGAAGAAGACGAAGAGAUGUAGUUCUGGUAGUCUCGCCCUUAAUGAUCGUACACAUGCAUGUUUUUAAAACUGCCUGUGAGAGUAAGCGAGAUGACUAAAUCUAGAUUUCACUCAUUCUCAUUGAAAUUUUAAAGAAAUGUUUACAAAACAAAAGUUAUCGUGCGCUGGGCAUAACUAUAAAACAGGAUUUCAGGUUGCAGUCAGCUUCAUUGAAAUGUCAGACAGAUUUUUACAAAACAAAAUUAUUGUAUACUGUCGUAUGAGUUGUCUUCUUCACUCUCAGGCAUAACGUAGAAAGCAAAUUUACAAAAGACAAAUAAUUAUGCGUGGUCCACGUAGCCCAUAAUAAAGCAUAAUUUUCAUUUUUAAAAUGUUUUUAAUGCUUUUUACAGAAUUAAAAAAAUCUAAUUGUAAUUGUCUCAUAUGUCACCAUGUUUUUAAAAUGUUUUUACAAAAUGAAAAGAAUUGUGAGCGCACUAUCAUGGUGUUCCCGCAAUUAUUUUUGUUUCGUCAAAACGUUUUUAAAACUCUAUAAAAGAGAUAGAUGAAACAAUUUAUAAAGAUUUUUCUCUCUUUUAAGUAGAAAAAAGUAUUCUUCAGUUGCCUUUUCUGUAUUUUUUUUAUUGGGAAAAAAUCAAUAAAAUUACAGGGCAAAAUAUGUUUUUUAAUAACUUUUUAAUUAUUUGGGACUAAAAAACAGGAAAGAAGACAACGAAAUUCUUUAUUUAUUGUAUAUUUUUAUAUUUAUUUAAAAAAAAUUAAUAAUAAAAAUCAUUAUUCUGUUUUCUUUUUUUAAAUUAGUUCUUAAGAAAAUCAAUUCUAACUGAACUAUUUACAGAUUAUUGAAAGAGCAAUAUUAUACUAUUCUUAAAACUUGACUUAUAGCACAAUUUUCCUAAAUGAACAAUUCACAAAUUCUCGAAAUAUUAAUAUACAGAAAAUAUAUUUUGAAAAAAAAACUCAUAUAAUGUUUUAUCCCAUAUAUCGAGUAUCCCCAUCUCUUUUUCAUAAAAAAAUGCAUUAAUUAUAAUUUUAUAUCAAACAAACAAAUGAAAAAAAUGCAUAAAAGAUAAAACAAAUUAUCUCGUAUUUUGCAUCGAUAUAAUAUUCUUGUUUUUGUGAUAAGCUUGAUUCAAUAUUUAUAAUUGUAUGUAUAACAAAAAUUUAAAUAAAACAAGACCAUAUGGUGAAAAAAGUUCUUCUAUUGGGAAAUAAAAAUUGGUUGGAAAAAAAGUGUGAUGCAGCAGUAAUGCAAAAGUUUGGAUAAUAUCAAAGUAUAAAUUCGGAUUAUGUUUUUUUUUUUAUUUUAGGCAUAUCCACUGAGAAAAUAAUAAAGUGUGGAAAUGAAGAAAAAAUGUAUUUACAAGAGUAAAAUAUUAAUAGUGAAAAUAUACAAAUAAAGUGAGCAAAUGUAAAAUUAUUGCUUUGUAUGUACAUAAUAAUUAAUUAUACUGCAUAUUGAAUAAACAUGUAUAAAACAAA